CCAAUGAUGUGAUGAACCUGAGCCGGGGCGAUGGGGUCAAAUUCUGAUGGAUAUUUAGUGCCCUGCGCCUAUUGCAUCGCCUUGCUGGACUUCAUAUCCGCCGUGCUAUUCGCAAUUAUCUCAGCAGUGGUAUUUUCCAAGCAUGGUAGUUGGACAGCAUUGGUAGCGCUGAUCUUCACCAUCUUCUGGAUGCUCGUAAUCAUUACUUUAUUGGCGGGGAUCUACAGGAGAAAACUGGGAUUGGUUCGUUUUUGGUUGGUGUUCACCUGUCUGGGAAUACUCAUAGAUGGAGUUAUACUGCUUUAUGGCCUGACUUUGGCCAUUUCGGUGAACUGGGAGGGUGUUAAGAUCACAGUGCUGCCAUUCGUGGGAUUGGCUGUGGAAAUGACAUUUGUCUACAUAAUUUACCUCUUCUAUCUGGAUAUGACUGGCUAUAGUCCUCCAGCACCACCACAUGAAGAGCCUCAUAGACUAACUAGCGGCAGCGAGGUAGAAUACACCGAGGAAACAGAUAAGACCUUGGAUCGCAAGGAUCUAAAACGCAUGGAAAAACAGGCCAAAGAACGUAUGAAAAAGGAUAAAGCUGCUUUAAAAAAACUACAAAAACAAAUGCGAAAGGGAAUGAAUUAGGUGUUUUAAUAAGUACUCAAAAAAAUUAGUUUAUAUUUUUAAAAUGAUUUAUAUAUAUAUUUUUUUUGCCUUUAAUUAUAAAUCUUGUUUAGAGCUCUAAAAAGCGCAGUAUC
Drosophila elegans is the source of this 743-nucleotide messenger RNA. RefSeq lists its product as uncharacterized. Lineage: Eukaryota; Metazoa; Arthropoda; Insecta; Diptera; Drosophilidae. The record is from RefSeq and is a predicted model, not a curated record. Bases 31 to 630 code for a protein of 199 amino acids. The transcript has 3 exons.